GGUCGGAGCUGGCACUCCCCGGGCGCCCCCUGGCGGCGCACUUCGGCGGGGUUUCAGUUCCCGGCGGCCCUCGCGGCAGGUUCCGGCCGUAAGGGCAGUUCGUGAUGGCGGGAGCUGGUUCCGCCGCUGUGUCCGGGGCAGGAACCCCCGUGGCGGGGCCCGCAGGCCGCGACCUCUUCGCGGAGGGGCUCCUCGAGUUCCUGCGACCGGCUGUGCAGCAGCUUGACUCUCACGUCCACGCCGUCAGAGAGAGCCAAGUAGAGCUCCGGGAACAAAUUGACAACCUAGCUACCGAACUGUGCCGUAUCAAUGAGGAUCAGAAAGUGGCCCUGGAUCUCGACCCCUAUGUGAAGAAGCUCCUUAAUGCCCGGCGACGAGUCGUCUUGGUUAACAACAUCCUACAGAAUGCCCAGGAACGGCUGAGGCGGCUAAACCACAGUGUUGCCAAGGAAACAGCCCGAAGGAGGGCAAUGCUGGAUUCAGGAGUUUACCCCCCUGGUUCCCCAAGCAAGUAACAGGCCAGAAGAUGGGCCCAUGGCCACAGAAUAGCACAAAUACCGUUCCCCGGCUGCCUGUUUCCUCCAGGACUCCCUGUAGGUGUUGGGACAUCAAAAGGGCAGCCCUGUGGUUUGUUUGAAGCACUUCAGUCUUACCCAUUUAUGUGGGGCCCAAAGAAACCUGUGUAGAGCAGGACUCAGGAUCCCAAAGGGUUUAUUUUGGCUCUUGCUUCCAAGAAUGAGCUGAGGCCUGUACAUUUUCUUUUUUUUAAGCUCCAAACUCAAGGCCCACCUCCUCUACCAUCUCGAGCCUCAUUAACAAGGGAGGGGCUUCCUCUGUUACAUGCGAGGUUGUUGGACCUGGGCAGAAUGUCCUCUACCUGUGACUUCCAAUAUUCUUUUGUUUACACUAGAAAGGGCAGGCAAAGUCAAGGUGAAUGACCCACCUACCCUCUUUGUUGACUGCACUGGCUUGACUACUGUAGCAGUGUUACUAGAACCAUUUAAUUCAAUAAAUGCUUAAAUGGUA
Messenger RNA from Physeter macrocephalus (sperm whale), 1026 nucleotides. It is a transcript of the gene SNAPIN, whose product is annotated as SNAP associated protein. The record is from RefSeq and is a predicted model, not a curated record. Gene Ontology annotation, cellular component: BLOC-1 complex; BORC complex; synaptic vesicle. The transcript is spliced from 4 exons. Bases 105 to 515 code for a protein of 136 amino acids. NCBI's taxonomy places the organism in Eukaryota, Metazoa, Chordata, Mammalia, Artiodactyla, Physeteridae. Gene Ontology annotation, biological process: lysosome organization; intracellular protein transport; synaptic vesicle exocytosis. Gene Ontology annotation, molecular function: SNARE binding.